Molecule: messenger RNA, 3090 nt
Organism: Hylaeus anthracinus
Lineage: Eukaryota; Metazoa; Arthropoda; Insecta; Hymenoptera; Colletidae
Product: soluble guanylate cyclase 89Db-like
Exons: 13
Coding region: 254-2149 (631 amino acids)
Biological process (GO): response to oxygen levels; nitric oxide-cGMP-mediated signaling; cGMP biosynthetic process
Cellular component (GO): guanylate cyclase complex, soluble
Molecular function (GO): heme binding; oxygen sensor activity; guanylate cyclase activity
Source: RefSeq, a predicted model, not a curated record
CGAACCGGAUCAGUUUCUCUCUCUUCACGCCAAAGGGACAAGGAACCGUCCAAAUGACGCGUGACACCGUUGUUCUAGUGGCGCGAAACGCCUGACUUCAAAGUGGAAACAGCGCGUCCACCGCGACGAUAUGCGAUCAGACGGCAGCGAGACCGCGGUGAAACCGAUUUUCCCGGUUGCCGGACUUUUCCACCGCGUUCCAACAAAUGCGCGUUUCGUUGACUGAAGAAACACCAGGAAAACAACAGGAACGAUGUACGGCAUGCUUUUAGAGAGUGUGCAGCACUUUGUGCAGUUAGAGUAUGGCGAAGAAGUGUGGCAUCAGCUCUUGGAAAGUGCUGAUUGCAAGCACAUGGUAUUCAACACACGACAAAUAUAUCCUGACGAGCUUAUGACCAAUUUGGCUGCUGCUUUAGCCACGAUCAAAGGCAUCUCGAUCGAUAAUGUGAUGCAAUUCUUUGGCAAAUGUUUCGUUAGAUUUUUCAGCAACUUAGGGUACGCCUGCACAGUGAAAGCCACAGGUCGUUAUUUCUGUGACUUUCUGCAAAGUGUCGACAAUAUUCAUAUGCAAAUGAGAUUCACGUAUCCAAAAAUGAAAAGCCCUUCCAUGUACACUACACACGUCGACGCGCAAGGUGUAGUGUUAGUGUAUCGAAGCACUAGGCAAGGUUUUACGCAUUAUCUCAUGGGUCAGUUGUACUAUAUAGCUAAAGAGCUUUACGAAACGGAUUUGAUAAUUAGCGUAUUAGAAUCUUCAAACAAUAUCCCGGGGUCCAGAAGUGUGAUGGUUAAAUUUAGAAUUGACUUUGACAAUCGUGAAUAUAUCGCGAAGAACAACAGAAUGAAAACUCCGCUAGGUCGAGAAUUGGCACCAGUGUCCUGCACGUUUCUUUUACGGCUGUUCCCGUUUGGGGUCGUGAUAAACAAGGAUAUGCUCCUACUGGGAGUUGGCGAUAAACUGUUGCAAGCAUGGGGCGGUAGCUCAUCCAUCCUGAACAAACACGUCACGGAAGUCUUUAAACUGCGUAGGCCUAAAGGGAUUUCCUUCACUUGGGGAAACGUGCUGUAUUUGCAUUCAGUGAUGUUCGAGCUAGAACUCAUCAGGGUAAACGAUAACAAUGCACAGUCGAAUACAGACAAUAUCGCUAGUACAAGCUCAGGAUUAGAUAGGCGAGGAAGCCAAGGAGCUAGAAGUAUCUUGUUGAAGGGCCAGAUGAGGUACAUCGAUGACAUCAAAGCAAUAAUUUUCCUAUGUAGUCCCUUAAUCAACAGCUUAGACGAGCUACUCAACAUGGGCCUGUACCUGAACGACCUAAACCCUCAUGGCCUAAGUCGAGAAUUAGUCCUCGCGGGAUGGCAGCAUUGCGGAAGGUUGGAGAUGAUGUUCGAGAGGGCGGAACAGAGAUCAACCGAACUGGAAAAUAGCUACGCGUUACUGGAUCGUUGGAAGAACAAAAGCGACGAGCUUCUGUAUUCCAUGAUUCCCCAGACGGUCGCUGAUCGCUUGCGUGCCGGUGCGAGCCCUUUGAGCACUUGCGAGUCGUUCGAGUCUAUAACCGUUUUGUUCUGCGAGCUUUGCGACUUCGAUUACUCGACCAUUGAGGGCGCAAUGGACAUCGUCUCGUCAAUGAACGCCGUUUUCUCGUGUUUCGACUCCCUGAUGGACGAAUACAAUGUGUACAAAGUAGAAACAGUCGGUCGAGUUUACAUGGCAGCGAGUGGAGCACCGGAUAAGACUGAAGAUCACGCUCAAAACGUGGCAGACGUUUCCCUGCAGCUGAUAAAGCACGUGCAAUCUCUCAAAUUGCCAUCUGGUCUUGAUAUACAGAUUCGCAUAGGAAUUCAUUCUGGACCAGCUGUGGCAGGUGUUGUUGGCAUCAAAGUACCGAGAUAUUGCUUCUUCGGCGACACGGUGAAUACUGCUUCCAGAAUGCAAACGACCAGUCUGCCAGGAAAGGUACACAUCUCGGCAGACACUAAAGCGCUAUUGGUCAAAGACCGGUACCACGUCGAGUCACGCGGACUAGUUUGGGUCAAGGGAAAAGGCAACAUGGAGACGUAUUGGAUGUUCGACAAAGCGGAAACGAAUAUUGAGAUUACGAUCGAAGAAGCUACACCGCCCGAAGGACUUCUAGUCACCGAUGUUUAACGUGUAACAAAACGUUGGAUGUUAUUUAAGAGAUCGUUGAACUGCUUUUUGUUUUUAACAGCUGGACGAGCAUGUACAGCUUUCGAGAUUAAGUCUGGAUCGUGCUAUUGACAAGCAGACGCGCAUAUUAGCCUGAUGGGUAAGAUAUACAAUGCCCCAGUUUUGUGAUGAAAUGGUAUUGUAGACAUAUCACAAUUCGUAAACGAGCCAGGAAACAGGAUGAACAGCUCCUUGACGUGAAUAGUACAGAAGGUUCAUGUUGUAAACAUUAGACAAUGUUCUCGUGCGUGAUUAGGUAUUUUAGACAUAAUUAUUAUUUAUUACUUGGUGCCGGAGAUUAUUAUUGGUUAUCCAAAACAGUACAGUAAUAUAUUUACAUUUACUUUAUAGCUAUAUGAUUUUGUUAUAUAAAUUUUUCACUGACAAUUUCGUAAUAUUUUUGGGUUGCUCCAAAAACAAUAAUAAGUACUUAUCACAAAGUGGAGUUUAUCAGUUCUGAAAAGCUCAAAUGACAGUGCAACGUAUGUUUGCAUAAAUGUUGAUCCAUGACGAGCAUAUUAAAGUCUUUCGUUUUGUAGCUUAUCCUAAAUGUUAAUGUUAAUAACAUAAAAAUCAAAUUUCAGAGAUCUCACUCGAAGCUAUUCAUACUUACACUUACGCUCUAUUGAUUCUCUGUUGACAUUUUCUUUAUAAGUGUAUAUCCAUUCUUUCUCCCAUUGACCUGCUGAUCUCAUGCUUCAUACAUAUUUUUUUUAUAGCGUAAUAAAGACAACAUUAUCAUUGUCAUCAUUAUUAUUAUUAUUAAUAUAUCUCGUAAUCAAAGUUACGAGUUUACAAUCUCACAGUCACUUAUUGUAGCAAAUUAAUUUCAUUCCGAGUAUCAAAAUUGAGUAUCAUUGAAAGCUUGCACAUCGUUGAAAGACUUCAGUUUAGCCAAAUUA